AUGAGUUCCAGCACCUCACGUCGGCGGCGGCGUGUGGACGACGAUGAAGACAACGAUGACAGCAGCACUGAAGGCCACGGUUCGCCUUCUGGAGACGAGAGCUUCAAGCGACGGCGAUUGGACUCCGAUGACAACGAGCAGCCACGGCGAAGCACCGGUCAGCCAGAUAAUGGCAAGGGAAAGGGCAGAGAAGCUGGUAAGGACAGCUUUCAACCAGGCGCCAUCGUCAGAGUCGCUGUAGAGAACUUUGUCACCUACGAAAAGGCCGUCUUCUUCCCUGGCCCGAAUCUCAACAUGGUCAUUGGUCCCAACGGCACGGGGAAGAGCUCUUUGGUCUGCGCCAUCUGCCUGGGGCUUGGAUAUAGCCCCAAGCACCUUGGCCGCGCGGGGACCGUCAAGGAAUUUGUCAAGCAUGGCAAGGACACGGCAACCAUCGAGAUCGAGCUUUACAAACGGCCCCAAGACCGAUCCAAUUAUGUCAUUCGAGUCCAGAUUCGCCGUGAACAAAACAUCCAAAAAUGGUGGCUGAAUGGCAAAGAGACGACGCACAAGAGGAUACAGUCGCUGAUGCAUGCGCUCAAGAUCCAGGUGGACAACCUGUGCCAAUUUCUUCCACAGGACAGAGUCGUCGAAUUUGCCGCCUGUACCCCGGUGGAAUUACUAGGCGAAACUCUGCGAGCCGCUGCUUCCGAGGAAAUGCAAACGUGGCAUCGACAGCUCCGAGAGCUUCAUAGGGACAAGAAGGGACUGGUCGAGGCCGUGCACGAGGACACCGAAACCCUGAAGAAUCUACAAACUCGCCAACAAGGCUUGCAGGCCGACGUGGAUAGAAUACGCGAACGAGAGGAGAUUCAGGAGCGAGUUAGCAAUCUCAAAGGCGCCCUUUCCAUCGCCCAAUAUCAAGAAGCACGCAAUAGCCACCUAGCGGCAAAGGAGCCAGUCAACCGGAAGCAGGUCUACGCUCAAGAGAUUGAGGCCGCCAUUCCGUCAAGGGCAAAGGCCUUUAGGGAAAGUCAGGUAGCGGCGCAGAGUCUGGCACAAGAAAUCAGUGCUGCAGUUGACGACGUCAAAGAGUGGUCGAAUAAGAUAGGUGCAGAGCGCAAGGGGUUUGAUGAGAAAAAGAAGGAGAUUGCAGCAUCAAAGCUGAGGAUCACAAAUCUACAGGGAGAUUUGCAAAACCGACCUUCUGACUUCAAUGCAGGAGAAUGGAAUCAAAAGAUUCGAGCCGAGGAGCAUAACCUGCGCGAAGUUGAAGGAGAUCAGCGUCGACUAGCCGCUGAGACAGAGAGAGUCAAAGGACUUGGAAGGGCGAAGAUGGAUGAGCUGCGGAAACUCAAGGCAGACUUGGAGUCUCUUGACACACAAGAGGGCCAACAGCUAAGCUUCAUGCGGAGACACUUCCCGGAACUGGCUACGGCUUGGGAUUGGGUUCAAGAGCAUCAGGGUGAAUUCGAAAAAGAGGUUUUCGGUCCACCCAUGCUGUGUUGCUCAGUUAGAGACGAGCGCUACUCCAACUCAGUCCAGGCCUUACUGCAAAACGACGACUUCCUCUGUUUCACAGCACAGACCAAAAAUGACUACAAGAAGCUGACCAACCAGCUGUACCGCGAGAUGAGUUUAUCCGCCGUUAUCAGAACCUGUUUGCAACCUCUCGCUGCUUUCAGGUCUCCUGUUAAUAUUGAUGAAGCUCAAUCGCUGGGCCUGGACGGCUUCGCGCUCAACUAUUUGGACGGUCCUGAACCGGUUCUUGCCAUGCUAUGUGCUGAAAAGAGAUUGCAUCAGUCCGGCAUCUCGUUGAGAGAGCAUACCGAUGACGAAUAUGAGAAGCUUGUCCAUAACGGGAAAAUCAACCAAUGGGCAGCCGGAAAGCAGCAGUACAUAGUUCGUCGACGAAAAGAGUAUGGUCCUAACGCAAUGACAACAGUUGCCAAGAGGAUCCAGCCGGGAAGAUUCUGGACCUCUCAGCCUGUAGAUUCACAAGAGAAGGUUGAGCUUAACAGGCGACUAACAGAGGUCAGCGGCGAAGCAGAAGUCUUGAAGUCGGAGUAUAAGGAGCUGAGGCAAAAGAUCGACCCUCUUGAAGACCAAAAAAAAGACAUACAGGGUAAAAUUGAACAACUGAGAACGGAGAAAAACGCGCUGCAGCGAGAGUUCACCAAGUGGCAGUUGAUACCACAAAAGAUAGAAUCCGAGGAGCGCCAUAAAGAGGCAAACGAGCUGGCCAUGAGAGAGGCCCGAGAAAGAAUCAUCGACCUCGGCUUUGGAUGGGACAAGGCAGUGGUAGAAAGAGCCAAACUCGUUCUUCGCCAUCAAGAGGCCCUCGGUGACGUUGCAAAGGCCCACGAUGAUCUCAUUGAGGCCAAGAUACGACUCAUUGAGGCCAAGUCCGACAUUGAGGGUCUCAAAGCCCGCAAUUCUAGUAUAAUGGAAAGGCUUGAGGAAGAGAGACGUGUUGUGCAGCAAGCUACCGAAGAAGCUACCCAGGCCAGAGAUCUAGGUCGCGGACUGCUUGACAGGGUUCGGGACCUCAUCAACGACAACCCCGAUAAGAAGGAUCUAUACAGUUCCUUGGCUGAAAACAGAUCACCAGCAGAUAUAGAGAUGGAUAUCUCUGCUGAGCAGGCGAAUCUCGAGCUCAUUCACGCAGCGAACCCCAACGUCAUUCGGGAGUUUGAGAGGCGUGAGCAGGAGAUUGCUAAACUACAGAAGAAGAUGGGUACACUAAGUGACAAGCUUGCCCGCUUGACUGGACAACUAGAUGAGCUGAUGGGCAAAUGGGAGCCCCAGCUAGACGCCUUGGUGUCCAAGAUCAAUGAUGCCUUUGCCUACAACUUUGAGCAGAUCAGCUGUGCUGGUGAGGUUCGGGUCCACAAGAACGAAGACUUUGACCAGUGGGCUUUGGACAUUAUGGUCAGAUUCCGUGAAAACGAAUCUCUUCAACAGCUCAAUGCCCAUCGCCAAUCCGGCGGCGAGCGCGCCGUCUCCACAAUCUUCUUCCUCAUGGCCCUCCAGUCCAUGGCCCAGUCCCCCUUCCGCGUCGUCGACGAAAUCAACCAGGGAAUGGACCCCCGCAACGAGCGCAUGGUCCACGAGCGUAUGGUGGAGAUUGCUUGCCGCGAGCACACUAGCCAGUACUUCCUCAUCACGCCGAAGCUGCUGACGAACCUGCGGUAUGAUCCCAAGAUGAGGGUGCUCUGCAUUGCUAGUGGGGAGCACAUGCCCAAGGAUGGGACGAAGCUUGAUUUUGGGAAGUGUUUGAGGAUUCAGAAGACGCUUAUGGCGGCUGCGGCGUAA
Molecule: messenger RNA, 3294 nt
Organism: Trichoderma breve
Lineage: Eukaryota; Fungi; Ascomycota; Sordariomycetes; Hypocreales; Hypocreaceae
Product: AAA domain-containing protein
Exons: 6
Coding region: 1-3294 (1097 amino acids)
Biological process (GO): double-strand break repair via homologous recombination
Cellular component (GO): Smc5-Smc6 complex
Molecular function (GO): ATP hydrolysis activity; ATP binding
Source: RefSeq, a predicted model, not a curated record